Danio aesculapii is the source of this 1659-nucleotide messenger RNA. RefSeq names its product cytosolic iron-sulfur assembly component 1 (gene ciao1). Gene Ontology annotation, cellular component: cytosolic [4Fe-4S] assembly targeting complex. Gene Ontology annotation, biological process: iron-sulfur cluster assembly. NCBI's taxonomy places the organism in Eukaryota, Metazoa, Chordata, Actinopteri, Cypriniformes, Danionidae. The transcript has 7 exons. The record is from RefSeq and is a predicted model, not a curated record. Gene Ontology annotation, molecular function: protein binding. Bases 142 to 1134 code for a protein of 330 amino acids.
AGCACAAAACAGGAAACGGGAAGCAGCUGUUAAACAGAAGACUUGAAGUUGUGUGACAUCCGAGAGUGAACAGUGCUGCCGACAGGGAAACAUUUACAUAUCAUAUAAUUAUAACAAUAAUUAAUAACACAGUUGUAUGAAAUGAAGGGCGCGCUGGAGCUGCAGCACCGGGUGUGCGCGCAUCCGGACUCACGCUGCUGGUACGUCGCGUGGAAUCCCGCGGGCACGACGCUCGCGACCUGCGGCGGAGACCGCGCGAUAAGAAUAUGGGGCAAAGAAGGAGACAGUUGGGAAUGUAAGUGUGUCCUUUCUGAUGGACACCAGCGCACGGUCAGAAAAGUAGCCUGGUCUCCCUGUGGAAAAUACCUGGCAUCAGCCAGCUUUGAUGCCACGACAUGCAUCUGGAAGAAGACGAAUGAGGAUUUUGAGUGCCUGACGGUGUUAGAAGGUCAUGAGAAUGAGGUGAAAUGUGUCGCUUGGGCGCCAUCUGGAAGCUUACUGGCCACCUGCAGCAGAGACAAAAGCGUUUGGAUUUGGGAAGUGGAUGAGGAGGACGAAUAUGAGUGUUUAAGUGUUGUGAAUUCACACACGCAGGAUGUAAAACAUGUCGUCUGGCACCCGACGCAGGAGCUUCUCGCAUCAGCCAGUUACGACAACAAGAUCUGUAUUUAUAAAGAGGAAGAUGAUGACUGGGAAUGCAGAGCCACGUUAGAAGGACAUGAAUCCACAGUCUGGAGUUUGACAUUUGACCCUGAGGGACAGAGAUUGGCUUCUUGUAGUGACGAUCGAACCGUAAAGAUCUGGAAAGAGUCGACAACCGGAGAUGGUUCUUCAGAUGAGUCCUGGAAGUGCAUAUGCACCUUGUCUGGAUUCCAUGGGAGAACGAUAUAUGAUGUGGCAUGGUGUCGUCUGACCGGUGCUUUGGCCACAGCGUGUGGUGAUGAUGGAGUGCGUGUGUUCAGUGAAGACCCCACUGCUGACCCAGAGCAGCCCAUAUUCGCCCUGUCAGCCCACGUGCCCAAAGCCCACAAUCAGGACGUCAACUGCGUGUCCUGGAACCCGAAAGAAGCAGGACUUCUAGCAACAUGCAGCGACAACGGAGAGUUCGCCAUCUGGAAAUACAACUCUGCCUGAGCCGGUGAAUGACGCUGAAUCAGAUAGAAAGCACUGAAUUGGGGGUAGUUCACACAAAAAUGUAAAGUCUCUAUUCUCUUUCGUCUGAAAAAGCUAACAAAAACUGUAGCUGUUGACAUCCAUAAUAGGAAAGACAUAUACUAUGGAAGUCAAUGGUUACAGGUUUUCAGCAUUCUUCAAAAUAUCUUCUUUUGUGUUUAACAAAAGACAGAAUAUCAAACAGGUUUGGAAUAAGUGAAGGGUGAGUAAAUGUUGGCAGAAUGUUUAUUUCUGGGUGAACUAUCCCUGUAAACUGGUCAUAAUGUGGAACAAUAGCUGUUUUAUUCUCACUUGAGUACUGAAAUUGUGUGCUGAGGACAGCACUGGUCAAAACGACAGUACACUUUUUAUUAAAAACAAAUUUAUCUGUAAGACUUUUUGAUGGGUCAGAAUUUCUUAACCAUAUUGAUAUACUUCAGUUUUGUCUGUAGCUUAAAAUACCUUCAGGGCUUUACUUGAAUAAAGCCUGUUGAAGAUAAAAAGCAA